UCAAUAACUGCAGUGUUGUGUAAUGUCUGAGCUUGCCCAAACCAUGUUUUGUGAUACCAAAAAUAGUGUUGCAGUCAAAAUCUCACUAAAAUCAUCGAAGAAAUCAAAAUGGAAUGAACUAUUUGUCAUAUUACUGAAUUUGACGGAAUACAGCACCUGGAACGCCGUUAUUCUGAGUACAGUUAUUUUGAAUUAUAUUCUGGUCACCAUCAAUCUAACUCAUGCCCCAAGGAAGACAAUGGACUUCAUACCCUUUUAUGCCAUUUUUGACAUACUUUACCUUUGCAAUUUCACUAUCUUACUAUCGCAUAAAGUUGGGAAUGUUGCCAAGAUUCCCAUGAAGACCAUAUUUGUUCUUGUUCUAGACGGUCUUUCUAUUUUGCCGCAAAUUGCGCUCUUCAUACCACUUUUUGAAGUACGAUACAGCUUCUUUGUUUGCUAUUUUAGAACAACUACCUUUUUGAGACUUUACUACUUAUUUUUGAUGAGAAGAAAACUUGAAAUAUUUCAACAGAACCGUUUAUGUUGGAUUUUGAUUCAAUACUUUCUCACACUGAUGGUAUUUGCACAUACGACGAAUUUUAUUUGGUUUUUCAUUGAAUGUAGAAGUGACAAUUGUUCCGAGCAGAUUGCAGAUGUCAAGAGAUACUUUGAAGGUAUCGAUGAUGAUAUAAAAACCAAGACAGUGAACUAUUAUCGAACAAUGUAUAAACACUAUGAAAAAACAAACCAUCCUUCAAUUUUGGCCGCUCUGCCUCCAUCUCUGAAAACAGAUUUAAUACAUGACAUCAACUGUGGACUUUUGUAUCGAUCUAUGCUGUUGAAGGAUUUGCCGGAAUUUGUUUUGAGGAAAAUUUCCCUAGCCAUGAAGAGCGUUUACCUUCUUCCCGAUGAGAUGAUAUAUUCCCAGUGCGUUGUGAAAACUUGCAUGAUUUGUGUUGAAAGCGGUAUUUUGGAAGUUCUGAACGACGAAGAUGAAGAAAGUAGAGUGAUUGCGUUCACUCCUGGGACAAUAAUAGGAGAAUCGGCAUUAUUUCUCAAUACACCUUCGAAAGCAACUGUGAGAGCUGUCUCAUACACUGAAUUGAAGAUUUUAGAAAAGAAAGAUUUUCUGAAUAUUAUGAUGUAUUUUCCCGAAAUACUGAAGAAUUUGAAGCUUGAAAUAGAAAAACGCAUGGCAGAUGCUUUCAAAAAUAAAACGGCAGUUAAGAUAUUUUCUCCGCCGAAUUUGAAAAGAUUGAAAGUGAAAUUGCAAAAAAGUGUAGAGAAAGAAGUUGGAACUUCAGGAGUAGCUGAAUAUCCUAGUCUUUACAAGAUCGAUAAGACGACCUCUUUUGGAAUAAUCCCAAACAGAUUGCCAUUGUUGAAAUCUUGGAGCUUGAUAUACGCUAUAUCCCAAGCUAUCUUUUGCCUUUUAUAUUCAUUCAGCGUAGUUUUCAAGCGAACCGAUAUUUAUCACUUCCAAGUUUAUGGAAUACUUAUGGAUGUAUUGUGUAUCAUAGAUAUUGUUAUCCAAACUACAACUUGCAGAGUUUUUCAUGAAAACAUCAUCAUCAGUUUGAAAAAAACAAUCGACCAACGGCUCGAUAACUGGCGAUACAAUUUGGAUAUUUUCUCUGUAUUUCCCAUGGAGCUCUGGAGCAAUUUUUUUGAACAUCCUGUAGUGAGAAGUAGAAUGUACUACAUAUUUAAAUUGAAUCGUGUUUUGAGAUUGCAUAGAAUCAACGAAAUAAUCCAGGAUUUAGAAUGUGAAAUUCGAGGUAGAUAUUGCAUUGGAUGGAUUUUAAAAAUUCUCGUGUAUGGUCUCUUAUUUUGUUACCUUGUCGCUUGCAUUAUCCAUUUGUAUUCCUGUCCUUAUGAAAUAUGUGAAGAUGACAGUUGGUACCAGCUUCCUGUAAAGGGUUUCUCACUUCAAGAUGCUCUAGAGAUAGCCUAUAGUGAUAAUAUAGACGAAGUAUUUAUUGAACUACCCGAUCCGGACGUUUUGACAAACGUAGACUUGGGGGAUGAAGACGGUAGUAGAUUUAUUGACAAUUUAUCUGGCAGACAACUUAGAGAUCAAGCCGAAAUAAAACUCCUGGACAACACCAGAGUUG
Molecule: messenger RNA, 2096 nt
Organism: Leptinotarsa decemlineata (Colorado potato beetle)
Lineage: Eukaryota; Metazoa; Arthropoda; Insecta; Coleoptera; Chrysomelidae
Molecular function (GO): intracellularly cyclic nucleotide-activated monoatomic cation channel activity; protein-containing complex binding
Source: RefSeq, a predicted model, not a curated record